AUCGAGUAUGUCAGCAGCAGGGCCUCUCUCUCUGGGUGCCCUUCCAGAACGCAGCCACAGCUGUCACUAACUUGUACAAAGAGAGCAUCGAGGCCCGCCAACGGAGCUAUGACCUGGGCAUCCAUUUAGGCUACCAGCGCAGGAAUAAGGAUGUGAUCGCGUGGGUUAAGAAGCGCAGAAGAACCAUCAGACGCGAAGACCUUAUCAGCUUCCUGUGCGGCAAAGUCCCACCUCCACGGACAGCUCGUGCCCCGCCCAGAGUUGCCAUGGUGUCUGCAAGCCGGCCAUCACCCCCGGAGACGGGCAGCUCUGUGGAGACCGACCUGCAGCCUUUCAGAGAGGCCAUUGCACUGCAUGGUCUUAGUGGUGCCAUGGCAAGCAUUUCUGUGCGUUCCGGUCCUCCUGGUUCCCCAACUCACCCCGCUCAGUCCCUCAGUCGUCGUAGGAACGGUCUCCAUGACGUGGACCUCAACACCUUCAUCGCCGAGGAGAUGGCGCUCCAUUUGGAUUCCACAGCCAAUCGUAAACGUGGCCCUGCCCCCUGUAGUGAUGUCAUCACAGACUCACCAACUCAUAAACGUAACAGGAUGCUCUGAACUUUUCCUACGCCACUAAUCCCUCUUCUGUCCUCUCCUUGGUGGCCGACUGGACAGCUGAUGAGGACUGAUGCCUUGGCCAACCAUUGAAAUCUUCCUUCUUUUCAUCUUAGUUGCAAUGCUAUAAAUAAAGGAACCCAGCUAUUACCAACCCCA
Molecule: messenger RNA, 752 nt
Organism: Morone saxatilis (striped sea-bass)
Lineage: Eukaryota; Metazoa; Chordata; Actinopteri; Moronidae
Gene: hapstr1b
Product: UPF0472 protein C16orf72 homolog
Source: RefSeq, a predicted model, not a curated record